AAAAGCUCCUCACCAACAUCAAGGAACCUUCCCUGAGGGGAUUUAAAAUGGAGGUGUGGUAGUGGUGGCGGCGGCGGCCAUGUUGUGACGUCACGGGUGAGCAUUGUGGGUAGCAUCCUUCUGCAGGUGAGCCGCGACAUGACGAAGGGUACAUCAUCCUUUGGAAAGCGGCACAACAAGACCCACACUUUGUGCCGUCGUUGUGGCCGAUCAUCGUACCACAUCCAAAAGAAAAGAUGUGCCCAGUGUGGAUACCCAAGGAAGAAGAUGAGACGCUAUAAUUGGUCUGUCAAGGCUAUUCGCAGGAAGACCACUGGAACUGGGCGUAUGCGUCACCUUAAAGUUGUGCAUAGAAGAUUCAGGAAUGGUUUCCGUGAAGGCACCAAGGCACGGCCCAAGAAAGCUGCUGCUCAUUAGUAAUUGUAAAUUGUAAUAAAGAAAAAAAAUUAA
Messenger RNA from Cherax quadricarinatus, 450 nucleotides. It is a transcript of the gene RpL37a, whose product is annotated as ribosomal protein L37a. Gene Ontology annotation, biological process: translation. Gene Ontology annotation, molecular function: structural constituent of ribosome; RNA binding. Gene Ontology annotation, cellular component: ribosome; cytosolic large ribosomal subunit. NCBI's taxonomy places the organism in Eukaryota, Metazoa, Arthropoda, Malacostraca, Decapoda, Parastacidae. The record is from RefSeq and is a predicted model, not a curated record.